CUUUGGCUCUUGGUCUUGGAUCAAACAAAGGAAACAGGUUCCAUAAAGCUAAGAAGCAGAGCAUUGAGAACUACACCAUCUUUGCUCUCUUCUCUUCUUUGCCUUUGUUGCCGAGGCAGAGAGAGAGAGAGAGAGACAGAGAGUUUCUGGUUUGUGUUCUUCGUCAAAAUUCCUCAUCCAAGUAAAAUUCCAUUUUUUUAUUUUUUGUUUCAACUUUAACUUUAUUCCUCAGUUCGUUGUGUUCCUCUGCCCUGGUCAUUCCUAGAAUAGUAGAAUUAUUCCCUUUUUUCAUCAGCUAAGUUUAGUCUAUGUUAUUAUCACCUCCAGAAUUGGCACAUUCUUGUGUCCCCAUUUUCUCAAAACCAUCUUUAAUCUCUCGACACUUUAUAAAGUUAAUAUUUUUAAAACGAGUUGUAGUUCUUAUACAAGUAUCAAACCACUUGAAGCAACUAGCUUGUCUUUUGUAGCUUAAGAUAUAUCAUUGGACAUGGGAAGGGUGCAAGGUGUUGAAUAUGGCUGCAGAGAUGUAGUAAUACGCAGAAUAAAGUUAGAAUGGGUAUCACAUGGGGAUAACGUUCGUGUUCAUCCAACUGGCCUAUUUGCAAGUGUUGGUCAAGCAGGGUUUGGCUUUGGUAUUUCACCAAAUCCACCACCUGCUCGAGACAAUGCCGCAAAACUCCCCUUGGCUAAUUCUUCCAUGAAGAACGAGUUGAUACCUGAUGAAUUUGGUUUUCAAACUACAACAAGGUUUCAAGGAUUUUUGUUGAGUGAUGAGCAUGAAGAAGCUGCACUUGAAGUUGAUGAGGAAGGCCUUAUGAUGAAUAAGAAAAGGAAGAAGGGGUUUAAGCUGAAGUUUAAGAUUGGGAAUCCAUCUUUGAGGAGGUUGAUAAGUGGGGCUAUUGCAGGUGCAGUGUCAAGGACUGCGGUGGCGCCAUUGGAGACCAUAAGAACACAUUUGAUGGUGGGGAGCUGCGGACGUAGUACCGUACAAGUGUUUCAGUCUAUCAUGGAAGUUGAUGGAUGGAAAGGCUUGUUCAGAGGAAAUUUUGCUAAUGUCAUCCGUGUUGCUCCAAGCAAGGCCAUUGAGCUGUUUGCUUAUGAUACAAUCAAGAAGCAAUUGUCUCCUAAACCUGGAGAGCAACCGAAAAUCCCUAUUCCCGCCUCAUUAAUUUCAGGAGCUGUUGCUGGAGUUAGCUCUACCUUAUGUACAUACCCUCUUGAGCUACUCAAAACUCGUCUAACUGUCCAGAGAGGGGUGUACAAGAACUUACUUGACGCAUUCCUGAGAAUUGUUCGUGAAGAAGGUCCUGCAGAGCUCUAUAGAGGCCUCACCCCAAGCCUAAUUGGUGUAAUCCCUUAUGCUGCUACAAACUAUCUUGCCUAUGAUACAAUGAGAAAAGCUUACAAGAAAGCUUUGAAUAAGGAAGAAAUUGGGAAUGUGAUGACCCUCUUAAUUGGAUCUGCUGCUGGUGCAUUCUCAAGCACUGCAACAUUUCCACUUGAGGUUGCUCGUAAGCAUAUGCAAGCUGGGGCUAUAAAUGGAAGGCAAUACAGUAACAUGCUUCAUGCCCUCAUGAGUAUACUCGAGAAGGAAGGGGUUGCAGGGUUGUAUAGAGGUUUGGGACCAAGCUGCUUCAAGCUAGUUCCUGCUGCAGGGAUUUCUUUCAUGUGCUAUGAAGCUUGCAAGAGAAUACUUGUUGAAAAUGAAGAGAGUUAGGAACUGAGUGGAUAGCUGCAAUUUGUUCCACAGGAUUUUUAUUGGUAUUGUUCCCUUUUUUUUUCUUCCCUUCAUUCUUUUUUGGCAGAGGAAAAGAGAAGCGAUUCUUGGUGCUAAUUGUUAGUUUUGAAGGUUUUUUCUUCCCCGCUACAUACUGGACCAUAUUAACCUCUGUGUUCCAUACGUAGACCAUAGUGAUAUUGAGCAUACUCAAUGUAUUUCAUAUCUUGGUUUUUCUUUCUCAUAAUGUUUUUCUACCCUCUCAAUACUGACAAGUUCUGUAGAAAACUAAUAGCACUUGUGCAAACUCCUUUGUGUGGAAUAACAGUUUUCAAAAUAA
Molecule: messenger RNA, 2057 nt
Organism: Arachis ipaensis
Lineage: Eukaryota; Viridiplantae; Streptophyta; Magnoliopsida; Fabales; Fabaceae
Product: adenine nucleotide transporter BT1, chloroplastic/mitochondrial-like
Biological process (GO): transmembrane transport
Source: RefSeq, a predicted model, not a curated record